GCCGACGUCCUUCUUACAAAUACUCAGUCUUAUCAAGAGUUUUUGGCUCAGUCAACUCUCGCUUCGUUUUGAAGAGAGGCCAAUUGCGGUCUUCCGGGCAUAGCAAGGCCUUCUAGCAAUGACGGAGUCAAUUUACACCACAUACCCUCCGAAGUUGAGUGCUGCACAAGAGCAGUUUCUCGUUUCAACGAUCAAAGACUGGACGGUCCAACAUGGCCUGACCGUUAGACCUCCACCAACUUUUAUCUCCCAAGAGACUGUCUCAAAAGGAGUGCUGGCAACCAAUGCGCCGGUUACGUUAUUUCCUAGUCCGUUCCCAAAGGCGUGCUUUGAAGAGGCAAGAGCAGUACAGAAAGUGUAUAAUGAAUUAUAUGCGCGGAUAACAAGUGACGAGAAGUGGCUAGGGGAGGUCAUUGAAGAGCUGAUCGACGUCGACGACUUUGUUGCCGGACUCUGGAAGGUUCAUCAGGCUGUUUCACAGGAAGGAUAUGUGCAAGACUUGUCCCUGGGACUUUUCCGGUCCGACUACAUGGUGCAUACCCUGGACUCCGAGACUGCAUCAUUGAAGCAAGUAGAAUUCAAUACAAUUUCGUCUUCAUUCGGCGGCUUGUCUUCUCGUGUAGCGGCCCUACAUACAGAGCUGUUGCAAUCACCACCCGGUCACUCGUUAAGCUAUCCGUCACAUCCGUUAUUUGAUGGAAGAGUUCCACCGGAGAACACGGCUGUCGAAACACUCAGUGCAGGGCUAGCCGCUGCACACAAAGCAUAUGGACUAUCAAAGUCAUCACCAUCUUUACCUCUUGCCAUACUAUUCGUUGUCCAAGAUGGUGAACGCAAUGUAUUCGACCAACUAGCACUCUCUACUCGACUGACACAGUUCCAUAAAAUUCCCGUGUUUCGACUGGUGACGGGUGAGAUCUUAGACCGGACAUCAAUACCAGAUGGUAACCCAUCAAGACCCAUACUAUAUACGCCACCUCAUGCGCCAGAUAGUCUGUUUGAAGUGACGACUAUCUACUUAAGAAGUUUCUACGCACCCACCGACUACAUAACCGACCGGGACUGGAGUGCUCGACUUCAGCUGGAACGUUCUGCCGCAAUCAAGUGUCCUACUAUCCUCAAUCAGCUGUCUGGCUGCAAAAAAGUCCAGCAAGUCCUCGCUGACCCGAACAAGCCAGAGAAUCUUGCAAGGUUCAUAGCAGCAACGGAUGUAGAAGGGACUCAGGAGAAACUUCGCAAGACAUUCGCUCCGCAAUACGAUCUAUCGCCCAACGGGCGGGGUAGAGAACUUGCCCUCAACCCAAAAACAGCGUCACGACACGUCCUGAAGCCACAAAGAGAAGGCGGCGGUAAUAAUGUUUACAAAGAGGCCAUACCAGGCUUUCUCAAAUCAAUACCAGAAAGUGACUGGAAAGGCUAUGUAUUGAUGGAACUAAUUCAACCGCCGUCGGAAGCCACUAAUGUGGUACUCCGUAGCGAUGGAGAAGUACUCGGCGGCAAUGUCGUUGGCGAGCUAGGCAUAUUUGGUACUAUUUUAUGGAAAUCGAAUGGUGAAAUUUUGCAUAACCAAGAAGGAGGAUGGCUGAUGCGAACGAAGGGUAAGGAGAGUAAUGAGGGAGGAGUUGCGGCUGGAUUCUCAUCUUUGGAUAGCAUUAUUUUGUACUAGACUACUUCAUCUUAAUAGACGGAUGCUUCCCUGAUUG
Molecule: messenger RNA, 1703 nt
Organism: Talaromyces stipitatus ATCC 10500
Lineage: Eukaryota; Fungi; Ascomycota; Eurotiomycetes; Eurotiales; Trichocomaceae
Product: glutathione synthetase, putative
Exons: 2
Coding region: 119-1666 (515 amino acids)
Biological process (GO): glutathione biosynthetic process
Cellular component (GO): cytosol
Molecular function (GO): glutathione synthase activity; ATP binding; glutathione binding
Source: RefSeq, a predicted model, not a curated record